Messenger RNA from Xenopus tropicalis (tropical clawed frog), 3724 nucleotides. RefSeq names its product collagen-like tail subunit (single strand of homotrimer) of asymmetric acetylcholinesterase (gene colq). The record is from RefSeq and is a predicted model, not a curated record. NCBI's taxonomy places the organism in Eukaryota, Metazoa, Chordata, Amphibia, Anura, Pipidae. Bases 233 to 1546 code for a protein of 437 amino acids. The transcript is spliced from 17 exons.
UUGGUAGGAAGCAGCAGGGUUGGAGUAGGGCUGAGCACACACACACAAGCCCGCACAAUCAAGGUGGCACACAUUAGUCGGCAGUCGGAUACACACCCACAUUCUGGGUGGAGGCAGUGGGAGAGCGCCCAGUAGCACACACAUACACACACACACACAUACACACACGGAUUCCCCAGUGUAGCCUGAGCUCAACUUCCAUCCUGGGGCUUCCCACUUUGCAGGCAGCAGCAUGAUUGUGUUUAGCCUGAUCGGUAUGGGAUUUUAUCUGCAGCUUUUCUUCUGUUUUGUCCUUUCUCAGACUUCCUUCAUGGACAGUGUCUUCCCAAUCCCUGCAGCAUUGGCUUCCUUUGAGCAGAAGAAACGAAGCAAUAGCAAAUUAUGCUGUAUCCUGUCUCCGCCUCCACCACCAUUAUUCCCUCCCCUUCCUUUCUUCAGAGAACAGAACUGGUUUGAGGGGCCUCCAGUGGUGACUAAUCCCACAGUUCCAUUAUGUGUGUCAGGCCCACAAGGACCAGAGGGACCUCCUGGUCCACAGGGCCCUCAUGGCGUUCCUGGGUUAUCUGGACCAAAGGGAGAGAAAGGUGAAAUUGGCAGGCCAGGAAGAAAGGGUAGGACUGGCCCGCCUGGUGUUCCUGGAAUGCCUGGGCCUAUAGGCCCUGCAGGACCAAUGGGUCAGAAGGGAGAAAAGGGUGAUUCAGCAAUACUGGGAGUGCCGGGCUCCAGAGGACCAAUGGGCCCUAAGGGUUUUCCUGGCGCUAAAGGAGAAGAGGGAAUGAAAGGAGAUAACGGUGAAAUGGGCCCCAAAGGUGAACGGGGAAUUAUGGGCCUUCCGGGAAUGCUGGGACAAAAAGGAGAGAUGGGCCCAAAAGGAGAGCCUGGUGUUCCUGGAAACAGAGGGCCAACUGGACGACCGGGCAAACGAGGAAAACAGGGGGAUAAAGGUGCGACUGGAUCCACAGGGAUUAUGGGCCCUCCUGGUAGACCAGGUUCCUCUGGACCUCCUGGACCUCCAGGACCAGGGCAUCUAAUGGUUGGACCAAAAGGAGACCGAGGAAUUCCUGGGCCACCAGGAAGAUGUCUCUGCAAACACCCACAAUCUGUGACUAACUCAGACUAUGAACCUUUCAACUCUGCGAAGAUAUUUGUGGUUAACAGUCAGGAGGAACUGGAUCGUCUGAAUACUGACAAUGCCUUCGCAUUUCGGAAAGAUAUGAGGGCACUCUAUUUUAAGGACACAAAUGGAUGGCUUCCUAUUCAGCUCACUCCUUUUCGAAGUGGCAUUGAUUAUGGCAAUACCUGUGGGGACGGAAUCAGCCAGCCAGGAGAGGAAUGCGAUGAUGGCAAUAAAAUUGUCACAGAUAGCUGUAUACGAUGUAAGCGUGCCUUUUGUGGAGAUGGCUAUCGGCAGGAAGGAGUUGAAGAAUGUGAUGGGCAAGACUUUGGAUUUCAUUCAUGUGGAACUUAUCUACCAGGGUCAUAUGGCCACUUACGAUGCACUACCUACUGCUACAUUGACUCCACACAGUGUCGAUAUUUCACAUGAAAAGGGAGUGAACACUGAAGAGUGAAAAGGCGAUGUCACAGAUACAUCAGGUGCUAUCGUAAAAGAAAAAUCAACAAGACUGGGCAAAAUACUUCAAAGCAUUGGGAAUGUAUUGCUGCUGAUGGCUUUUUGAGAAUUGUUUUACUUAUGCCUGACUGGAAGAACUAGGACCACUGCAUCCUGUCUUAACACAACAUGCCAAACAGUACUUUCCAGCAACUGGUUUUUUAAUGUUUAUGCAAGGUAAGCUUAAGAGACACACAAAGGCUGCUGGGAAAAAUCGAAUCUCACUCAUCAGGAAUAUUCUAUUUAACAAAACAACAUUACCUCGACUUAGCACUGUUAUAGAUGUAAUUUACACUUAUUCAGGUUUUCUUUUGUAUUUUUUUGUUUCUCUGGACUGUUAUUUACUAAGCACCAAGCAUAACAUGAGUCGUGGUGUUUUGUGAAGAACAUUAAACCUCUUAAUACAAUGUGAAUAUUGAAUGUUCAUGUACCUGCGUUCAUUAUUGUAUCAACAAGAUUAAGGUAACUCGGCAAAGCAGCUCCUCUUAUGAAUUCUAUUGAAUCUGGGCACCAGACUGACGGUUUGACCAAAGGAACCAGGUUCAAAGACUUGUGAAGGCUCCAGUAUGGAUGAAGGAAUGCAGGAAGCCCUAAUAUACAGACGGCCAAGGUGGAUAAGGAUGGGGUUGCAGACCAAAGAUACUGUGGAGUAUGGAACGAAAGUACAUAUUUUGUGCCUAUGUGAAUGUUUCCUUAACUAUAUCACACAUCUAAUGGCAUGCCAUUGUAAAGUAUUUAUAGACUUUAAUCUACAUAAGCAGCAGUACAAGAGCUAUUUUUAAAAGUUAUAUCUAGAUACAGCAUCAUGAUGUAGGAGCCACUACAUACAAGCUGACAAGUUGCCUGAGGAAGGUUUCCUUUUGGAUUUAAAUCUGCAGUGCCAAAUCAGAUAUGUCUGGCUUGUGCUUAUGAUGAGACAGGAGCCAUUAAGUCCAGUGCUACAAGUGUAGUAACAAGAUACAGCAUACCAGUAAGUAAGAUGGCCUUUGCAACAUUUGCAGAAUGUGUAAUCAUGGGUAUGGAGACAUUGAAAAUGUACUUUCUCUUUAAGAGACAGGGUGUCUCGCCUUGUCAUUUCUUUCUGACUAAAGAGCUUCAUUUACUAACAUAAGUACUAACUUACCAAAGUGAAUUUACUUGUAACAGCCAAUCAGGUCUUUCAUUUUUCCAACUUCUUAUUCAUUGUAGACUUUUAAAAAUGAAUUGCUGAUUCGUAUUAUCGCCUAUGUUUUAAAAUCAGCCCAAGUCUUAAACUAAAAUAUAAAUAAAAAUAAUUAUUGUUAGGAAAACGUAGCUUGCACUGCUGCUGUAGAUUUUCUGAUUACAAUAUAUAACCAAGCAGGCAAACACAUUAUUGCUAUACUUUUGAUGAUAAUUAUUUUAUAAUUACACCUUUUUUCAUUAUUGGUCAACUGUCCGAUGCUCUUGUUUCCCUUCUAUUUCUAUUAAUGCAUUCUUAACCAAUGCUGAAUUCUAGCCUGGUGACCCCUGUGAUGAGUGUAUUCUUGUUUCCAUGUCUCCCUAUGAGGUUGUUGUUAAAUCUGUAUUCUGCACAGCCUUUAUGAGAACAUACCACUUUUCAUUUUGAGAAAAGGAGCAGAUCUUGCAUGUGUUGAGCGGUGCUGCAGAUCUGCUUGUCCUCUAACAUAGUAACUAUGGUAUCUAUGCUAUUUACUCGGUGUACUUAGGUUUAUUUAUUAAAGACGAGAAUCACCUGGGCUGUAUAGACUAUUAUGCAUAUUACAUGUUGGAAAAGAAUAUCUUUAUUUUUUGCAGCAGAUUUGUAGAUGAUAUACCAUGCAGUAUGUGUUGAUAAGUAUUCAGAGAUCUAGGCUAUAACAUAGGCUAUAACAUAAUAAAUAAGUUUGGGGCUUGUUUCUUAAUAAUCCCUGAUUCACAUGUUACAUGCAUGCAUUUCCCAUUUGGUUGACAGUGCCACGGUGCUUGCAAAAUUUAAGAGUAUGUGCAUCAAGUCAAACACGUUUCUGUCAAAGUGAUUAGAUGUAUAUGUAUGUGUAUGUAUGUAUGAAUGUUAUAAUAUGAAACUCUCUGUUUCUGCAUGGUCUUGACCCUGGAAUUCACAGAAGAUAAUAAAAAGGAGUUGGUACAGUC